GUCAGAGCUGGGCAUCAUUUAAUAGAAAGUUGAGCUUUUUACCGACAUUUAGUGUUUUUUGAAGUGGUGGGUGAUUUAUCUAGAGUGUGUGGGAAUGGCGGGAGAAAUGUCUAUGAUUGGUUCAGUGAUCCUGGCCUUGUUCCUGGCGGGUUAUCUGGGGCAGCAGUUUUUACCUCCCCCCAAACCCAAAGUGAUCGGCCUGGACCUGGGCACCACUUUCUGCUCGGUGGGUGUCUUCCUCCCGGGUAGGGGAGACGUAGAGGUGAUAGCAGAUGAAGAGGGGAGGAAGAGCAUCCCCAGCACCGUCUCCUUCACGACCACUGCGGUGCUGGCCGGACAUGAAGCCGUGGAGCUGGCAGACACCAACCCCCAAAACACCGUAUACGAUGCCAAGAGGUUCAUCGGGAAGAUAUUUGAGCCGGAGGUCCUGGAGCAGGAGAGCGCCCGGUACCCGUUCAAGGUGAUGAACAACAAUGGAAGUGCAGAGUUCGUGAUCUCCACCAACCAGACCUUCACGGUGAGCCCAGAGUUCAUCGGCUCCAGGCUGCUGCUGAAAAUGAAGAAGAUGGCCGAGCAACAGCUGGGCGUGCCCAUCCAGAAGGCCGUCAUCUCAGUGCCCGCAGAGUUUGACGAGAGACAGAGGAACUACACAGUCAGAGCCGCCAACCUCGCUGGCUUGGAGAUCCUGCGAGUGAUCAAUGAGCCCACAGCUGCAGCCAUGGCGUACGGCCUUCACAAGGUUGAUGUGUUCAAUGUGCUGGUGGUGGAUCUCGGAGGAGGAACCCUGGACGUGUCUCUGCUCAACAAACAGGGAGGCAUGUUCCUCACCAGAGCCAUGGCAGGAAACAACAAGCUGGGAGGUCAGGACUUCAGCCAGAGGAUGCUCCAGUACACCACAGAGCGAGUCCAGCAGGAGUUUGGUGUCCCUGUCACUCUCAAAGAAGACAUCCACCGCCUCCGCCAGGUUGUGGAGGCGGCCAAGCUCAAUCUCACCCUCCAACCCAGUGCCUCCAUCAGGGUGCGCCUGCACCUCCACACCCACGAUGGCUCCAAGUCACCUGAGGGCUCCGCUCCAGCACCAGUUCUCUUCCAGUCUGUGAUCACUCGCGAGCUCUUCGAGAAGCUUAACGAAGACCUGUUCCAGAAGAUACUGGCUCCCAUCGAGACCGUGUUAGCCGAAGGCCACUUGCAGAAAGAGGAGGUGGAUGAGAUUGUGCUGGUUGGAGGGUCCACCAGGAUACCCCGCAUCAGGAGGCUGAUCAGCGAGUAUUUUGGGAAGGAGCCGAACACAUCAGUGGACCCUGACCUGGCUGUGGUUACAGGCGUGGCCAUCCAGGCUGGUAUCAUGGGCGGCUCCUGGCCAUUACAAGUCAGUGCUAUAGAAAUCCCCAACAGACACUUACGCAAGACGAACUUCAGCUAAUUUAAAGUUUAUUUAUUGAGAUCAACAGGAUGUUACAGAGACUCACCACUGAUUUCUAACUGUUUCAUGCUUCUUUAAUGUGCAUCAUGUAUCUGCUGAGAUGAGAAGUACGUGACAAAAGAAACUGUCACCACCACCGCACAGUCAUCUGCAUGAACAAGACCGUUAAGUUUUUCCACUGUCAAAACUUUGAAGUCUUAUCAUAUUUUUCAUUGUUAGUAAAAGAUGGUGGUAACAAAAAUCCCCCCACAUAUUUAAACUUAGAGAUAAAGUCUUCAGAGGUGAACAGUCCUGUUUCCAUUCUUAAAGUGACAGCUGCUUUUGUUACGCUCGAACCUUCAGGAGAUAUAACAGAGUGAAAUCAUGAUGAAAUGUGAAUGAGACGCAUCAUAGAUAAUGAAAUCCUUCAGUGAUGUUGAAUUCAGGGAACAGCCACUCUUUAUGAGGACUUCAAACCUAGCCAGUACAUCUUCAGCUAUUUAUUUAUUUAUUCCCGUUAACUGUAUGGCUGUUUGUGAGUGUGUGUGUGUGUGUGUGUGAGUAUGUGUGCAGGUGUUUUGCAGGCCUUUAAUGUAUUGUACAUCUUUCUAUCAAAGGUUAACACACAGUGUGCUUGUGCCUUUUCAGAAAGCUGCUAUAUUGUUGAAAUUGAAGCGUAGAGGUGAACUACUGCAAGACUGAGACUGUAAUCCAGGUCCAUGUGACUGAGGUGACUUUAUGUCCACUAGAGGUCACUUGAGACCUAAGUGUCAAUAUAUGCACAGUUAAUUUAAAACACAUGCAUUGCAAUAUAGACUUCUCGCCUCAUAAAUAAGAUAUUCUGAUGAGGUGCAGAACAGAUGAUGGUGCGUGUUGGGGAAAGCCUUAAUGUUCACACAGUACUGUAACUCUGUAAUCAUUUAGCAUUAUCCCUCCAUUACACUGAAUCCAGAUUAUUUGCCUCAGACAGAGGGAGGUGCACUCAGCACUUUGUGGAUUUCCACUUGUUGGCCAACUACACAUUUUUUUGUGCAAUAGUGUGUUCAUGUGUCAUUUUAAUGGCAAAUGACUCACUCGCUUCAAACAUUUGUGCAGCAUAUCAAAGGUUAAAUAAAAGCAAGUGUGCUUAUGCUGCCGGAGGUGGAGAAGGUCGACUCUGGACGUCUCACAGAAGGACCAAAGCUUUUGCUUCCAGGUGCCUUUGUGUAUUUGAUAUUAAGAAUUGUGUUACUGUCACAUUCAGGAUGUUCUAUGGACCGGAUGUACAGUUUACUUUGUGGUUGACAGACUUGUUCACUUACUCAUGUGUUGGUGGACAAAUGCUGUUCAGAGAACAGUAUAGAAGUUAAUUUCCAUUUCUAUUCCAAAAAGUCUCUUUGUUCAUUAGAGAACAUUAAACCCAGAUGUGUGUGUAUAUGUCUGAAAGCAUCUAUUUUCAACCAAGAACUCAAAGUAUCUACAUUCCAUUAAAAGUGUCACUUGUUGUUUUUACCAAACAUGAUAGAUGAGUAGAUGUACUUCUACUUCUUUCAAAUGAGGAAUUUCUCAUGUUGGAACUGAUAUCUUCAUGUAAUUGAGCAUUCAGUUCAGCUGAAGCUCAUUUGUUUGCCUUUCAUACUGUACAAAUCAGUCUGUGGAAAUGGGGAGAAAACACCCCAUGUGACUAGAAUCUAUUUUUGUAUCGCAAGGUUUAUUCAUUGUCAGAGUCUAGCCACCUUAAAAAAAAAAAAACCAUGAGGAAGUUUAACUCUUUGGACCUGCUAUUAAGCCUAUUAAAAUUCUGCUUCUCAACUUC
Messenger RNA from Scomber japonicus (chub mackerel), 3197 nucleotides. RefSeq names its product heat shock protein 70 family, member 13 (gene hspa13). Lineage: Eukaryota; Metazoa; Chordata; Actinopteri; Scombriformes; Scombridae. Gene Ontology annotation, molecular function: ATP-dependent protein folding chaperone; ATP binding; heat shock protein binding. Gene Ontology annotation, biological process: vesicle-mediated transport; cellular response to unfolded protein; protein refolding. The transcript has 5 exons. Gene Ontology annotation, cellular component: nucleus; plasma membrane; cytosol. The record is from RefSeq and is a predicted model, not a curated record. Bases 95 to 1423 code for a protein of 442 amino acids.